AUGUCUGAGGAAUCGCAAUAUUCUGAACAUCCAGGAGGUUGGAUUGAAUGGUUUUGUGCUCAUGAAGAUCAUUAGUUUUUAUGCGAAGUAGAUGAUGAUUUUAUUCGCGAUCCAUUUAAUUAAAUUGGAAUUAAGGGAAAGUUUGGUUUUUAUAAGUAAAAAUCACAAAGAUAUCUUAGUGAAGCUAUUAAAAUGAUUUUGCAAUCCACUUCACCUGAAGAUUAGGACUUAGAAGAUGAAAGAUUUUUAGAGGUUUAUUAAGAAGCAUCAGAUAUUUAUGGUCUGCUUCAUGCCAGAUUCAUAUUUACUUCGAAAGGAUCUGCAAUAAUGCGUGAAAGAUAUUUGUAAGGCAAAUUUGGUCAUUGUCCUCGGAUAUAUUGCGAGAAACAGAAUGUCAUUCCUAUUGGAUUGUGUGAAGAUUUAAAGACAGCAAGAGUUAAGGUUUUUUGUCCUCGUUGUGAAGAAGUUUACAUGCCAAAAAAAAAGUGUGCAGAUAUAGAUGGUGCAUAUUUCGGAAAGUCAUUCCCAUAAUUUUUGUUGAUGACUUAUCCUGAUUUACAUCCAAAAUAUUAAUUAUUACCAGAUACUUAAAUAAAGGCUAAUUUUGAGCCUACGCUAUUUGGUUUCAAAAUAGCUGGCAAAUUAGGCAGUAAAAUAAAAAGGUUUGAAUAAUAAUUGUAGCCCAACUAAAUUAUUACUCAACCUAUCAUUUAAUCUGCUGAAUAAAAUGUUCUUAUACAAGAACAAAAAUAAAUUAGAAUAUAAUAAUAAUAAUAAUAAUAAUAAUAAUAAGAACAACUGACAAAAGAAUAGAAUUCAGAACACAAUCAUAAAAAAAAAAAUAAGAAAAAGCAUAAAAAUUGA
Molecule: messenger RNA, 864 nt
Organism: Paramecium tetraurelia
Lineage: Eukaryota; Ciliophora; Oligohymenophorea; Peniculida; Parameciidae
Exons: 5
Cellular component (GO): cytoplasm; protein kinase CK2 complex
Molecular function (GO): protein kinase regulator activity
Source: RefSeq, a predicted model, not a curated record